AUGGCACUCCCGUCAGAACUGGGCGCAGCAUGGCCCGCAGCAUGGCCCGCAGCAUGGCCCGCAGCAUGGCCCGCAUCUGAUAGCCUUCUAGCUGGAACGCCGGAUGAGUUUUAUGACAGCAGCUCGGUCGCGACCUGCUCGGAUAUGGAAGAGCUUGCUGAUGAUGGCUUGGACGCGUCCGCGUAUGCAGCCGCCUAUCAACAUUUCAACGGAUCUGAUGAGUCUGGCCGUUUGUCGGUGGAUCACUCAACCAAAGUGGAGGAGGGGCCAUCUAUCAACGACGAGAAUAAUGGAGGCUUCCAUGCAUCCACCAAUUCGGAGCUGAAAUCUGAGAGUUCACCGAGUUCUGCUCGCAGCCAGCCUUCAACCGCAGUUUCGCCUCCCCCCGCAGUCAUGUCUUCCUUUGAGGCACGAAGGCUUGCCAAUGCUGCACAUCACAAAGAUUUCUUUUCCGAGAUGAACGAACUUGGUGCCAAGAUGGGAGUCAACGUCGACACCCCAAGGAAACGGGUAGUCAAGCCCAAGAAGAUAGCGACCGCCCUGACCGGGUCUUCUCGGAGAAGUCUCCCGAAACAGCAGAACUACAAUGGGAAGGUAUUGAGCGUUAAAGCUCGCGAGAAGCCAGCCCCUACUCCACGGGCCGCUGUCAUUGAGGAAGCCAAGAGCCUCAACGCUGCAUACACCACUGUGAGUGAGGAAUAUUUGCGGUACACUCGCAUCCAGUUGCCGAACCAAGGCCAGAGGGAAGGGAACGAGAUUUCUCGGAUCAAAGCCCACAGGUACAUUGACCGCGAAAAUGGGCUGCGCGAACAGAUUUGCUAUGUACACUGGAAGCAGGCAGGCUUGAAGAAAGGUUCCGUAAACUUGGUGCCUCGAUUGAAACCAAGCUGGGAGCCGGCCGCCAACAUACCGCAAGAAAAGAUUCAGCAGUACUUCGAGGGGCAGCCGGUCGACGCCACGGAUGUCGCCAUCCCACCCAAAGAAAACCUAUACGCGGAGAAUAAGAAAGCCAAGGAGAAGGUGGCGCCAAGCGUCCAGAGCGGCGGGGAAAGCAGAGGCGAAGAUGCCACAGGAUCUUCACUUGAGAUGCGGAUCAUAUUGAGCGCCCGCAACACCCAGUGA
Messenger RNA from Anthostomella pinea, 1122 nucleotides. Lineage: Eukaryota; Fungi; Ascomycota; Sordariomycetes; Xylariales; Xylariaceae. The record is from the annotation of a GenBank genome assembly.